AUGCUGAAUCAAAAUCAGAUGAUAUUUGCCCUCGAAAAAUUUGUGGAUCGCCCGACAAUUGCGUGGAAUCUUCUUGAGUCAUCUCAAGUUGUAGAGAGGCUAAAGCAAAAUGAUGUACGAAGCCCAAAGCCUCCUGGGCACACAAGAUUUGUCUGCAUUUCAGAUACACACAACAGGACGGAUAAAAUGGAACAUGCUAUUCCAGAUGGUGAUAUCUUAAUUCACGCAGGAGAUUUCACAAGUUGUGGAUCCCGUGAUCAAGUGAUCCACUUCAACAGAUUUUUGGGAACACUCAAUCAUCCCUACAAGGUUGUCAUCGCUGGUAACCAUGACAUUUCGUUUGAUCUUGAGAGCUACGAUUCUCUAUGGUCACACUUUACACGGAUCAGAGAGGAUCCUGAGGACACUCGGAAGCAACUCACAAACUGCAUCUAUUUGGAAGACGAGGAAAUAACUCUGCGUGGAUUUCGAAUUUAUGGCUCCCCGUGGUCACCUGUGUUUUGUGACUGGGCUUUCAUGAAGCCUCGCGGUCAGCCAAUUCAAGAGAUAUGGAACAAAAUUCCAGAUGGCAUUGACAUCCUUGUGACCCACAGCCCACCCUUAGGUCAUGGAGAUCUUGCAAUUUCAAAGCUAAGAGCUGGAUGUCUUAAUCUUUUACACACCAUACAGUCCCGGGUCAAGCCCAGGUAUCACAUUUUUGGACAUAUCCAUGAAGGAUAUGGAAUAACUACAGAUGGAAUAACGACAUUUGUUAAUGCCUCGUCAGUAACAGUCCAGUACAAGCCGUCUCAUCCACCAAUAGUCUUUGAUCUCCCAAACAAAGAAAGCCUUGAUCAAUCCUGAAUUAACUUUUGCAGCAUUUACUUUCUGCUCUUAAUUUUCAGCAUGUGGGAUACCUUAUGCAAUAGCAUAUUCCUUAGUAGACCUGGUACAACAGCUUUGAAACUUCAGUAAGUUUAUCCACAAAAGUGCUGAAACAAGUGCAUAAUGGUGCAUGAAAGCAAGGCUCUGAAGCAAAUACAUCACCUGUUACUACCAAUCAGGCUGUUCCAAUAGCUGCACAAAAUCUGUCCUGUGUAAGAAAUCAAUUUAAAUCAAUUCAGCCAGAGGGUUUAGAAAUCGCCUAUUUCUCUCUUUAAAAUUUCUUCCUUAAUUAAUUGAUUAAUUGAAAUGUCUGAGUAAGAGACAUGAAAAGAUACGAAGAAAAAAGUUUUCAAAUUGUAAGAAGGAUCAAUUUCUUUAUUAUAUAUAUUAAGUAACUUCAUUUAUUUAAAAACUGAAUAUUUAGAAUUUGACAACUGCAGCUACUGGUAAUACUACCUUGAAUUCACAUCUAUUUAUUCCAUAAUUUUUCAGUUUGUAAAAUUUAGAAAAAGCAACGUGGAGCUCUAUGUAAAUGUACACUCAAGUAUUUUAACUUUAACACAACAAGAUUAACACUCUAGAUGGGGCAAACAAUUUUAAAAUAUAGUCCUGUAAAUUUAAUUCUAAAGGGUCUAACAGAGAGCCUUUCUAAAUUUAUUAUACAUGUUUUUUAACACAAUCUUGGUAAGUGUAGUGAAAAGUCAUAAUAAAGUUGAUACAUCUUG
This is a messenger RNA of Stylophora pistillata, 1589 nucleotides long. Its product is annotated as metallophosphoesterase domain-containing protein 1. Gene Ontology annotation, molecular function: hydrolase activity. NCBI's taxonomy places the organism in Eukaryota, Metazoa, Cnidaria, Anthozoa, Scleractinia, Pocilloporidae. The record is from RefSeq and is a predicted model, not a curated record.